AUGGCUAUUAAUUUUACUGAUCCCACGUGUGGUUUCAGCCACAGGGAAGUGGUAGCUUUCUUAAAUGAACAAAUAGUUAAAAAUGGGCCUAGUAGAUUCUUCUGUAGGUUGCAGUUGUGUAACUCUUGGAGCGAUCUAGAAGAAGAGCUACAGGCCAUCGUGACGGACUCGGCGAUACCAAGGACCCUGAAGAAAUCUUGCGCGUGGAGUGCCCUGGCCAUGGCAGUGGGCAUAGGUGAGAUGCAGAGGCUGGAGUUCAGAGAAAAGGUAAGGCUGAUGCAUGAUCAGCUGACUGAGCAGAGGCUGUUCAUUAACGCCUUGUUGGGGAUGGUACAAAGACAGAGGGAUAAACCUCAAGAUGAAAGGGCCAUCGCCGAGUCCCAAUUCCAACAGGGACUCACGGGCCUUGAUAGAGUAGUAGGGCGGCCGAGGUUUGUCACAAAUAUGCCCCUUAGUGUGAUGAGGACUCAGUAUCAAAAUCAGGAAGGAAGGAGAGGUGAGGGCCUGGGAACUGGGACGUAUGGAUUAAGUAAUGUGUUCCGUGCAGAAGAGUUCUAUGACUGGACUGUGAGACAGCCUCUAAGGGGUGGCCACGCUGCUGCUGCUGCUGCUGCUGCUGCAGCUCCUUGUGUAGAGGAAACCAGGUUUUCUGGAAGAGCAAACAGAAACGAGGCAGAUAAUUAUUCUCAGCGUGAAAUCCAAAGGGCUUGGGCUCAGCCUUGUGUGCUUUCGUCCUCUAGCUCAGUCCCACGUCACUUUGGUUCCCAAGUGGCAGCAGCAGCAGCAGCAGCAGAAGUCAAACGAAUGCCCAUAGUUCCUCCUUACACCCGUUCUAGACCUAGCAAGAGAGGUAGGCAGUCCCCGCCCAGGAAGAUCCAUCCUGAGAAAGUCAAGCCAAGGGAGGACACCGGUGGUGAGAACAAAAAGCGUAGCAUGACUUGCAUGGCUGGGGAUUGGUACUGUGAUAAGUGUAAUGUGAUGAAUUUCUCCUGGAGAAAUGUAUGUUUCAAAUGUAAGCAGUUCAAGGAAACAAAAGUAAUUGAAGACUUUUUACACCGUUGGAGAAACUCUGUGAUUUAA
This is a messenger RNA of Acomys russatus (golden spiny mouse), 1080 nucleotides long. RefSeq names its product testis-expressed protein 13A-like. NCBI's taxonomy places the organism in Eukaryota, Metazoa, Chordata, Mammalia, Rodentia, Muridae. The coding region runs from base 1 to 1080 and encodes 359 amino acids. The transcript has a single exon. The record is from RefSeq and is a predicted model, not a curated record.